This is a messenger RNA of Sphenostylis stenocarpa, 1386 nucleotides long. The record is from the annotation of a GenBank genome assembly. Lineage: Eukaryota; Viridiplantae; Streptophyta; Magnoliopsida; Fabales; Fabaceae.
AUGAAGAACAGCAUUAGAAAUUGGGUGACACUAAUAGUUUUAGUGUGGAUAUGUUUUAGUGUGAAUGUGUUGGAAGGUUUGCGUUCUGUACCAAAUCUCGGGGAGGGAAAAAGAUGGGCUGUUCUUGUUGCUGGUUCAAGGGGUUACGAGAAUUACAGGCACCAAGCUGAUGUCUGCCAUGCCUACCAAGUGUUGAAGAAAGGAGGGCUUAAAGAUGAAAACAUAAUUGUUUUCAUGUAUGAUGACAUUGCCAACCACACACGAAACCCAAGGCGUGGCAUUAUAAUCAAUAAACCAAAUGGCCCUGAUGUUUACAAAGGAGUUCCCAAGGAUUACACUGGAGAUGCUGCAAAUAAAAACAACUUUUUUGCUGUGAUUAGUGGCAACCGAGGUGCUCUCUCUGGAGGCAGUGGCAAGGUUGUGGAUAGUGGUCCAAAUGACACCAUUUUCAUUUACUAUUCGGACCAUGGCAGUGGGGGUCGGGUUUACAUGCCAGUUGGUGACCCUGUCAUGGCCUGCGAUUUCGUCCAUGUGUUGAUGAAGAAACACGCCACUAAAUCUUACAAAAAGAUGGUGAUAUACUUGGAAUCAUGUGAAUCUGGGAGCAUGUUUAAUGGGAUUCUUCCGAAUAACACAAACAUAUAUGCGACAACAGCUUCUGACUCGACUGAGCAGAGCUGUGCAUUUUAUUGUCCUGAUACGAUACCUCGAUCACCACCUGGGUAUAAUAUUUGUUUGGGAGAUGCAUACAGCGUUGCGUGGUUAGAAGACAGUGAGGAGAAUGAUAUGACGAGAAAAACUUUGCAGCAACAAUACGAAACCAAUGAUGUUGUAGCUACCUACAUUGGUGCAUCCCCCGUUCAUAAGGAAAAGACAUAUUCCUCUGAAAUGACUACUGCUCAAACUGGUCGUAUCAGGCAACGAGAUGUUCAUUUACUCUAUCUUAGGCUCCAGUUGCAGAAGGCUCCAGAUGGAUCUGAGGAGAAGUUGAAAGCUCAGAAAGAGUUAGAUGAUGAAAUUGCUCAUAGGAAGCAUGUUGAUAAUGUUUUCCAUCUCAUAGGGGAUCUCUUGUUUGGAGAAGAUAACAGUUCUACUAUGAUGUUCCAUGUUCGUCCACCAGGCCUGCCUCUUGUUGAUGAUUGGGAUUGUUUUAAGACCCUUGGCACAAUUUCAGGAAACACAAAUACAACUAAGGAGGUCCUUGUGGAAAUUAAAAAGAGGUUUGUUAAGAAUGAAAAGUCUAAGAACAUGUUAAGAAGCAUUGCAAUAAUCAUCACACGUGAUGUGCUAAGAAAGGUUCCGUUUGGAUUAUUUUACUCCGAUAUUUCACUUGCUCAUAGAGCUGCUCCAUCACUUGGUCCACGUUUUCAUUUUUGCAUUGAAUAA